Megalobrama amblycephala (Wuchang bream) is the source of this 1618-nucleotide messenger RNA. It is a transcript of the gene nppcl2, whose product is annotated as C-type natriuretic peptide 2. NCBI's taxonomy places the organism in Eukaryota, Metazoa, Chordata, Actinopteri, Cypriniformes, Xenocyprididae. Bases 793 to 1170 code for a protein of 125 amino acids. The transcript is spliced from 3 exons. The record is from RefSeq and is a predicted model, not a curated record. Gene Ontology annotation, cellular component: extracellular region. Gene Ontology annotation, molecular function: hormone receptor binding; hormone activity. Gene Ontology annotation, biological process: cGMP biosynthetic process; receptor guanylyl cyclase signaling pathway.
AGGAAUAAAUUACACUUUACUAUUUAUUCACAUAGAAAACAGAUUAUUUAAAUUGUAAAAAUAUUUCACUAUUUUUACUGUAUUUUUUAUCAAAUAAACAGCCUUGACGAACACUAAUUCCCAUCAACUGUCCGUUAGUGAAUGUAAAGUAUAAUUGUGUAUGUACAUCAGUCUGUCGGGCCGUACGGAGGUUGAAAGGCCCGUGACCCGUGGUCAUUGCUAGGGAAACUCUCAUCUGACGUGGAACUAUUGUGUCUGCGCUCUCACAGGAGGAAAUAGUUCCUGAGCGCCGCCCGUUUCCAGGGGGAACUUUUAUGGGGGGCGGAACCUGAAAGGGUCAGAGGUCGCAUCAGUCUGUUACUGUGAAGAAUGAUGAGCUAUAAAGAGGCGGACGAUUAAAUGUAACACAAAGCACAAAAAUGUGAGCGUGUGUUUGUGACGUUACAGACCUCUGGAGUGAAGCGCAUCAUGUUAGUUGAAGCCUUACAAUCAUCACCAAGGCUUUCUGAACUUAAGAGUUGGUGUGUAUCAGCUGGAGAAAUGAGGAUCUGCGCUCAGUAUGGAGGCCGUGAUGAGUCGUGACGUCUGUGGAGGGCCGGAGGGGCGGGGCGUCGCUCACGGCAACAGUUAGCUAUGCGUGACAUCACAGCGAUGUUCCUUAAAAGGCCUGUUGUGCACCUGCUCGGGCAGAGACCCGUCCUGAAGACGUACAGGACAGAACUGAACGCCACGAUAACGUGAUCGAAAACACUGGACAGAUAUUUACUUUACGACUCUACUUGUUUAACAAGGAUGGCUUUUUCAUCUCCUCUAAACUUUACCUCCUCUCUUCUUCCUGCUCUCCUCAUGCUCCUCAUCAUCAUCACCGUAACAAUGCAGGUAGAGGGACGGCCGUCGCCACGCCAAUCAGAUGCUCAGGUUCUGCAGGAUUUGUUUGGGCUGAAGAUCGGCUCUCUUCUAUUGGCUCAUCCAGAGGUCAUCGAGGGGUCAGCAGACGCCGCCCCUCCCCUCUCAAACGGGCUGCAGUCGCCCCGCCCACCGUCACGUGUGUUUCUGGACUUCAUGAGCCGUCACAGGAAGCUGCAGGGGCGGAGCCGAAAGGUCGUUGCGCGGGGGUGUUUCGGGAUGAAGGUGGACCGGAUCGGGGUCAUCAGCGGUCUGGGAUGCUGACGCACGCAGGUGAGCGUGAGGAUCACGAGUUCGUCAUACAGACCUUCACCUGCAAACAUUACUGAAUCUUUCUGUUCUGAUGUUUUAGCAUCUGCUGGAUUAUUUUCAGUCCAAACGGCUGUAAUAUGACCAUCUGCAACAACAAAACUCGCAGUUUUGGCCUUUGAACAUAGAACUCUGACAUAUUUGUCGUUUUAUGAUCCUGAGGUUUUCUCAGUUGUGUGUGUGAGAGUGUGUGUGUGUUUGUGUGAGUGUGUGACCUCUGGCUGAUUGUCCAGUCAGUUUUGUUUACCUUGUUUACCAUGUUUGACGUGACAGAGCUUCUGUUCAGACAUUUUGUGAGUGGGAACUUGUUCUCAAUAUUUAACACAAGUUUAAACUUGUCUGUGUGAUGUCCAUAAAUGUUAUUUAACAUCUAAAUUAAAGGUGUUGUUGAUUUUGAACCCGA